This is a messenger RNA of Trichophyton benhamiae CBS 112371, 372 nucleotides long. RefSeq lists its product as uncharacterized. The record is from RefSeq and is a predicted model, not a curated record. The transcript has a single exon. NCBI's taxonomy places the organism in Eukaryota, Fungi, Ascomycota, Eurotiomycetes, Onygenales, Arthrodermataceae. Bases 1 to 372 code for a protein of 123 amino acids.
AUGUCUACUUCAUACCCACCAGAUGCUGAUAUGCUUCUUGCCAUGUCAAAUGGCAUAACGGAGCAAGUUCGCAAGUAUGCAGAUAUGCAACGGGCUUGCAACGGCCGUUCCAGUGACUUUACCUCCCAACAAGGUCAGAUGCUACAGAAUCAGGCCGAAGCAGUAGCGCGGGAAUGCAGAAAGCUCCAGGCACUCGUCUCAGAGCCCAAGGACUGGAUGGUGCAAGCUGCCUGGUCGUACUGUGAUAGCGUUGCACUUUCAGCUGUCAUCGAGAUGGGCAUUCCAACGCUGAUUAAACCGGGGGGGAAAGGCGUAACUUUGUCUUAUCUUGCCGGCCGUACCAACGCAUCACCUGCUCUGAUUAGUGAGUAA